AUCUAAACUACACACUAAAAAAUCCUAAAUAUUACUGAUGAUUUAUUUGGAAAACCUGACAUAAUGAUAGAUGACAUAAAUGUAAUGAAGACAUAUAUUUACGUCAUUAUAAACGCAAUCAUUAGAUUGCAAGUGGUUCUUUUAAAAUUCCGUCACUGUAAAUUACUUUUAAUUUUGAGCGUAGUAAUUUUCAGUGCAAUCGUUUGUUUUUUAAACUAGCCACUUACUUUUCAGUGUACAAUGACAUAAAAUUACACGUCCCAACACCUAAACGCCAGCCGCAAAGCGAAGGGGCAUAAGUAAAAUGUCCGUCGUUUGCGCAGGGUGAGUUUGAGUGCUUGAGUGUAAGAAUGAAAAUAGUAUGCAAAUUCUGCGGAAUAUCCGCAGAAAACGUCGAGUUUUUGAUAAAACACAUGCGGUUGCAUAAGAAAGAAUCGAAGUUUGAGUGCCCAUUCGAAAAUUGUGUUGUUUUUUUCAAAUCCUUCGCCGUGUUUGUCCAACACAUCCGGCAGCGCCAUAUUGGACGAAAAAACAGUGUUGAAGUGGAAUGUCCAAUCAUGGAUUGUGAAUUCAUGUCUUCGGACUUCAAACGGAUCACCAAACAUGUUGUGAAACAUAUUUCGGAAGGACAUCCGGUGUUCUGUCCUCUGAAGUGCCGAACCGGAAAACCGUUCGCGACACCCAACUCGUUGAGAAUCCACAACAUGUAUUUUCACCGCAUUGGAGUUCCUCGCAACCUUUCUAGACCGGAUGUGUCCCAGCCGAAAUAUGGGUCGACCGAUCAGGUGUGUGCUCCACAUCCGGAAGUGACAGUGUGCAACACAGAUGUUGAAGAUGUAGGGAAAGCUGACCAAGAAGAGAAGACCGAGAUAGAACAACGGGUUGAGCUGAACAGCAACUUUGAGAUGGUGAUCGGAUCCUUGCUCCUGAAACUGUUAUCGAAGAACCAUGUCACCGACGUAGUGAUUCAAGAAAUAGUAGAUGCUAUGGAUGAGGCGCUAACGAUGGAAAAACAAUUUCUAAAUUUCAAAUGCAAAAGUUUUGCAAGUGAAAACAGUUUGUCAGCAGAAGUCACCGGAAAGUUGAUAAACUCGAUGUGCUCAGAUAACUUGCAGAGCAAUCUCUUUGGACCUAAGGGAAAAUUUCGAUCAAGUUACACAAGGAAAAAGUUUUUUCGUGAAAAUUUUGCUUAUGUUUCACCUGUGCAAAUAUUGUUGCAAAGAGAUGGUGACCACAACAGCUGUUUUUAUUAUUAUGUUCCCAUAUUGCAAACUCUUACUUCUAUGUUGAAUGACGAAAAGAUAUAUGACGCAAUAUUUCGCGAAAAAUUGUCUGUUCCCCAUCACAUGACCGAUUAUACAGAUGGUCUUAAGUAUAAGAACAGCGGUUUCUUCGGUAGAAAGACGUUGAAUCUGUUUUUCUACCAAGAUGCAGCUGAAGUAGUGGUCAAUGCAGUGGGGAAUGCAACUGGCCGACACAAGCUUGAAUGUUGGUACAUGGUAGUAGGUAAUUUGGAUCCCCACUUGCGAUGUCUAACGGAUAAUAUUCAAUUAGUUUUGCUAUGCAAAACAAAGGAUUUUGCUUAUUUUGGCACCGACGCAAUUCUAAGAAGACUAGUUGAGGAUCUAAAAACGCUUGAAAAUUCCGGAAUUAUCGUUAAUGGAGGAGGUUAUGAAGAAAGAAUUUACGGUUCAAUAUUCAUAACGAUGAACGACAACCUUGGAGCUCAUCAACUGGCAGGACUCACUGAAAACUUUUCUAGGAGUUCCUAUUUUUGCCGUUUCUGUUACGUUCAGCAUCAGUCGUUCAAAGAAAACUGUUUUAUGUUGGCUGAACCAAGAACAUCGCAAUCCAGCAGUCAGGAUAUCCAGAUCAUCAUUUGCAACCCAUCAGAGAUACCAUAUCGUGGAGUAAAGGCGCCUUGCAUCCUCAACGAACUUACGUACUUCAACAUGUUUCACUAUGGAUCUGCUCCUUGCAUCGCCCAUGACCUAUUCGAGGGGUGGGUCAACAGUGAUUUAUUUUUGAUUUUCAAAAAACUUGUUAAGUCAAAAUCCAUAUCCACUAACUACUUGCAAGCUAAAAUUAAUGCUAUAUUCAAGCAACUGAAAAUCAAGACUAAAAUAGCUUUGGACUUUUCGAGAAAAAGUAAAACUAUCAAAGCUAAAGCCUGCGACAUCUGGCAUAUUGUGCAAAUAAUCCCUUUCUUGUUUAUUAAAACUACUGUGGACUACAAUAUUCCAGAGAUGUUGAUGUUAUUGUUGAUUAAACAAAUAACUGACAUCAUAACAUCGCCUGUUAUUUCGAAAGACCACGUACAGUUACUUGCAGUACUGAUAAGAGAAUAUUUAGAAUUCAGGUCAGAAAACUUUGAAGCCCCAUUGAAACCAAAACACCACUUCACAAUGCAUUACCCCCAUCUCAUUCUAUGGCUGGGCCCAUUGAUGAGCUAUUGUACUUUGUUCUGUGAACGAAAGCACUGUUUUUUCAAAAGAGCUUUGCGUAGUACACUAAACUUUAAGAAUGUGGUUAAGUUUUGCGCUGAACAUCACCAAUAUUACCAAGGUUUGCUCAACACUAAAAACAAUAGAUUUGAAAAACAAUUUGUUGCUGAAAAAUAUCUGGAAUCAUCUGCAUUUCUGCCGUGCUCAACAACCGAUCUACUAGGAAAAUCAGGUCUUCUGCAUGAUCAGAACUUAUAUGCCGAAGAAGCUGUCUAUUGCGGACAUGACUAUAAGAAAGGACAAUUCUUGUUUCUGAGUCACGAUGAAUACGGUGAAGUAUUUUUCGUUUUAAAAAUACAGUUGUUGAUUUUCGAGCCAAAAACCAACAAUCUAUAUAUCUUCGGAGAAAAGCAAGCCGUGACAAACAUCCAUGAGAAAGGUUUACUUGUGGUUCAACGCGAAGUAUUAGACACUGAAGUGAAGAACAUAGAGACCUUCAUAGAUCGCACCCCACUUGAGACUUACAUUGAAAGCAGUAAGGAAUACCUGUUCAUUAAACACACGAUACCGUUGAUAAACUAGCUCGCAGAAAACCAUGGAAUCCAUCGCAAUUUACAAAAUAUGCGACUCAACCCGACUACGACGCUUUAUCAUACCCUCUUAUGGAACCCUAGCAAGUUUGUUGGAACAAGGUUCAAUAACGCUGGAGAAAAACAUUACUCAAAUAUUGACCGAACAAGACGGAUGCCGAAUAACCACGGAUUUGGUUUUGAAUGUGUUUAAAGAUAACCUUCUUAUGCUUCUGGAAGCAGAAGAAAUGUGGAUGCCUGUCGAAGCUUUGAACCCCGCAAGCGAUAAAACCGGAAUGCAAACUGAUGGUAAGUCACCCUAUUUAUUUGAUAAUGGUAGUUUAAACUGAUCAUGCCCAACUCUAUUUAUACAAUUUUCAUGUACAUAGUUCUGUACAUGUUGUUCAACUCUCAUAAAAAGCAAAGCUAAAUGAUUCUGUUCGAUCGUUUGGACAAAUUUACUAAACAGCAUUUCCCAAACUUGGUUUUCGCGACCACCAAUCGUCUUUUCAGCUCACUUUCCAUUCUCUAUACAUGGUUCUGAAAGGCCGGGUGAUCACAAAAGCGAAGUUUCGAAUAUGAUGAAUAGAAAAAUGUACUAACUAGAAAU
Aedes aegypti (yellow fever mosquito) is the source of this 3623-nucleotide messenger RNA. RefSeq lists its product as uncharacterized. The transcript is spliced from 2 exons. The record is from RefSeq and is a predicted model, not a curated record. Lineage: Eukaryota; Metazoa; Arthropoda; Insecta; Diptera; Culicidae. Bases 351 to 3026 code for a protein of 891 amino acids.